This is a messenger RNA of Gorilla gorilla gorilla (western lowland gorilla), 5032 nucleotides long. RefSeq names its product embryonic ectoderm development (gene EED). The transcript has 13 exons. The record is from RefSeq and is a predicted model, not a curated record. Gene Ontology annotation, molecular function: protein binding. Lineage: Eukaryota; Metazoa; Chordata; Mammalia; Primates; Hominidae. Bases 3418 to 4818 code for a protein of 466 amino acids.
GAUAUUUUAAAGUAAGUUUUUAUUUUGGAAUACUUUUACAGAAAAUUUACAGAACAAAGAUAGCAUAGAGAGUUCCUGUAUUCCCCUCAUCCAGUUUCCCUCAUUAUUAACAUCUUACAUUACCAUGUUACAUUGGUCAAAAUUAAGUAAAGACUGAAAUCCGUACAUUACUAUAAACUAUGAUAUAGAUUCUUUGUUUUCCCAGUUGUAUCUUCUUUCUGUCCCAAGUGAGAUAGGUUUUUAAAGUUAUUUGAUACUUUAUAAACAAUUCUGUGGUCUAAAGACCAAGCUCUGUGCAUAGAAUUACAUAAAUUUAGAGCUGCCUGGGUCCUUCAUCUUGAGGUAAAAGUGCUUUGGCUUUCCAAUCAAUUGAACACAAUCUCUAGUACUGCCACUUGAACAGCUGUGUGUCUUUGGGCAUACUGUUUACUUAUCCUAAGUCUUAGUUUCCUCAUUUGUAAAAUGUGGGUAGUAAGACCUCUCCAACUGUGAUGGUUCCUGAGAUCUUUCACAGUAGGAGAAUGCAGUGUUGAGAAAUGUACAAAUUUUUCUUUUUUAGAGAAGUAGGUCUCCUUAUGCAGCGCAGCCUGGCUUUGAUAUCCUGGGCUCAAGCAAUCUUCCUGCCUUAGUCUCUUGAGUAGCUGGAACUACAGGUACACACCAAUGCACUCAGCAAAACUUAUUUUUAAUAGGUAAUUAGACUUUUAUGGUUAUUAAAUUAAUACCACAAAAGUAGUACUCUGCAUGGAACACCUAUGACAUUUUACAUAUCUUAAAUUAGUAACAAAGACUCUCCUCUGAGCCCUCUUCUCCAUCUUCCUGUCUAGCUUGCCUGGCUCAGCUGUAGCAAGAAUUCUGCAUCAGUUUAGAGAAAAACCCACACCCCUGAUAUCUGAUCACCCUGGCCUUUUUUAGCACAAAUUCUGUUAAGUUGGCGUAGCAAAAAUUUCCCCAUUCUUGAUGUCUCUUCUUAGUAAUUUUCCAACCACCAACCCCUCAACUUUGCUCCUUGACUAUACAUCCCCGCUCCUUGCUGUAAUUUGGAGUUGAGCCUGAUCUCUCUCCUAUUGUGAUAGUCUUGACAGCUAUCAAAAUAGUCCUGAAUUAAGUGUUCCUUACUAUUUUAACAAGUGUCAGAAUAUUUUUUCUUUAAUGUAGUGACAAUAACGUAGUAAUAUAAACUAAUUUCCAUUUAUCACCCCUGAUUCAUCAGAAACAUUUUAAAAAUAACCCCUUCAAGUUUUAAUAAGCCUCUUUAAACUAUUUUUGCUUUGUUACAGAUAAUAUGAAUGCUGUAAGGCAUUUUUCUACCAUAUGUGUCCUUUAUCCAAAUGUUCAGCACUUUUCUAAUUUUAUGACUAGACGUUGACUCCCACUUCCCAGCUCCCACUAAUCUCUCACACACGGAGUAAUUUUAAUUUGAAAUGCUUUAGUCAAUUAUCCUUUACUUGUAGAACUACAUUUCAGAAACGUCCUUCCCUUUGUUGGGAAAGAUGUUCUUAACAAAGGAUAGGAUGUUUCUGUCUGCUGAUGAAAAUGUCAUACCAAAGCACGUCUUACUUUCUCAGGAGCUUACUCUACUCCAGUCUCAUCUCUUCUCACCAACUGAGGAGUGCUUAGUAGUGCCUGGAACAUUGGAAGUGCUGAACAAAUGACUGCUGUCAUUGAGACCUCAACUUUAAUUUUUUUUCGGCUUCUUUAUUUCAAAGUCUUCACUGCAGAAACCUCUCAUUCUGACCUGCCUUUGCUUUACUUCCUUUUCUCAUUCUCAACCAAGAGUUCUCUCUUUAUCUACAAAAGAAAGAGUGACUUGCAAUCUGCAGAUAAGGAAACUGAUGUCCUGGUUAUAAAGUUAUCAUGCAGAAAUAAUUCAAGUAUACUAGAAUUUUAUGGAUGGUGCACUCUAGGUGGGUAAUGAGGUCUAAAAGAGAAAAGAUAUACAACAUCAAGUAGGUGCCCAAGAAAUGGUAGGUCCCUUUCUCCCUUCCUGCCUCCUCAUUUUUAUAGAUGAGGACAUUUUUACAGAAGCCCGAAUAGAUAAGUAGUCACAAUCAUGUUCUAAGAAAAACAAAAAAAGGGUGGCGGAUGCCGUAUUUUAUUUUUCGUCAUCACUCUCCUUUUCCUGCUGCUCAUUCAGUUAUGGUUUCAUGACCCAUAUAAUAAUUCCACAAGGCUCACCAAUGUUAUCUGGCACCUGCUAGAGAAUAGAUAUAGUAACAGAGGCAAAUAUUUUGGCGAAGUUUAACAGUUGUGUUGCCUUCUAGAAUUUCAUAGUAUCUGAUGUGCAAAAACAAGCAAAACAUUCAUUGUCGGUUAAGUAUCACAAUCUCAUAAUGGAGAUGAGCACUGAUUCUUAGGCCUUGGCGUAGUUCAGGGCCUAUCCUUUAGCAGCUAAAAAGAGCACUUUGGCUGUAACUCAUUGGAGUCUAGUCUCAUAAUUUUAGGAUAUUUCUAUUUAAGUCUUAACCACUAUUGGUAGCAACUGGAAGGAUAAUCAUUCAUUACAAUAAAUAGUCAACAGAAUAAAUAUCCGACAAGAAUUUAAGAAGCGUCUAGAGUAUAAUUCCGUAGCGCUUUGAAAUCCACCCUGGGAUUCGGAAACCGAGUAGAAAACUACCUGGUUCAGCAAACGAGAAUUCAAACAGAGGAGGGGCUUGGAGGAGGCGGGUUUCGACGAACCCAGAGCAAGAGUACGCCACGGCGCCUGCGCAUCCCCUGACGGGUACUUUCCAUUCGCCAGAUGGGGGAAGCCAGGGGGAAGCAGGUUAGUGUUUUUGCAUUUCUGUCUUCAAGGAAGAAUUAGGUUAUGAAUAGUUCCGUGAAUAGUCAGGAAGCGCUGUCCUCCAAGUUCAAGAUUAAGGAAACGUGGCAUGCACAGCUAAAGCAAGAGGUGACGUCUUGUAUCUUCCCCUGUUUCCUGGGACAUUGGUGGUGUAGCCCAUUCCACAGACUUUCGCUCCCUAGCAGCGGGUCGGAGAUCGAAGGAACGGGCCAAUUGCGGCUGAAACGUCUUUGGAAGGAGGAAGGGGGUGAGGGAGCAUCCCUUUGAGUUUCGCCUCUUCUCGAGGCGGUGGUGGGAAGGGAGACAUACUUAAUACUGCCCUCUUAAUCCAACGGAUCUUACAUCGUGUAGACUGCCGGGAGGGCGGCGGGAAAAGGGCAAGACGGGAGUUGGGGAAGGGAAGGAGCCAGGAAGCCGCGCGGGAGGGCGCGCGCGCGCGCCCCUUUUUCAGCAGUGUGGCGGGGUCGCACGCACGCCCGCCUCGGCGGCUGGGCGCGAUUUGCGACAGUGGGGGGGGCGGUGGAGGUGGCGGCGGCAGCGGCAACUUUGCGGCAAGCUCGGGCCGGGCUUGCUUGACGGCGGUGUGGCGAAGGCCCCGCCCCAGGCGGCAGGAACCUGGAGGGAGGCGGAGGAAUAUGUCCGAGAGGGAAGUGUCGACUGCGCCGGCGGGAACAGACAUGCCUGCGGCCAAGAAGCAGAAGCUGAGCAGUGACGAGAACAGCAACCCAGACCUCUCUGGAGACGAGAAUGAUGACGCUGUCAGUAUAGAAAGUGGUACAAACACUGAACGCCCUGAUACACCUACAAACACGCCAAAUGCACCUGGAAGGAAAAGUUGGGGAAAGGGAAAAUGGAAGUCAAAGAAAUGCAAAUAUUCUUUCAAAUGUGUAAAUAGUCUCAAGGAAGAUCAUAACCAACCAUUGUUUGGAGUUCAAUUUAACUGGCACAGUAAAGAAGGAGAUCCAUUAGUGUUUGCAACUGUAGGAAGCAACAGAGUUACCUUGUAUGAAUGUCAUUCACAAGGAGAAAUCCGGUUGUUGCAAUCUUACGUGGAUGCUGAUGCUGAUGAAAACUUUUACACUUGUGCAUGGACCUAUGAUAGCAAUACGAGCCAUCCUCUGCUGGCUGUAGCUGGAUCUAGAGGCAUAAUUAGGAUAAUAAAUCCUAUAACAAUGCAGUGUAUAAAGCACUAUGUUGGCCAUGGAAAUGCUAUCAAUGAGCUGAAAUUCCACCCAAGAGAUCCAAAUCUUCUCCUGUCAGUAAGUAAAGAUCAUGCUUUACGAUUAUGGAAUAUCCAGACGGACACUCUGGUGGCAAUAUUUGGAGGCGUAGAAGGGCACAGAGAUGAAGUUCUAAGUGCUGAUUAUGAUCUUUUGGGUGAAAAAAUAAUGUCCUGUGGUAUGGAUCAUUCUCUUAAACUUUGGAGGAUCAAUUCAAAGAGAAUGAUGAAUGCAAUUAAGGAAUCUUAUGAUUAUAAUCCAAAUAAAACUAACAGGCCAUUUAUUUCUCAGAAAAUCCAUUUUCCUGAUUUUUCUACCAGAGACAUACAUAGGAAUUAUGUUGAUUGUGUGCGAUGGUUAGGCGAUUUGAUACUUUCUAAGAGUGGCCGUGCCAUUUUACAUUCCCACCAGCAAUGUAUGAGAGAUCCAGUGUCUCCGAAUCUUCGCCAGCAUUUGUCUUGUGAAAAUGCCAUUGUGUGCUGGAAACCUGGCAAGAUGGAAGAUGAUAUAGAUAAAAUUAAACCCAGUGAAUCUAAUGUGACUAUUCUUGGGCGAUUUGAUUACAGCCAGUGUGACAUUUGGUACAUGAGAUUUUCUAUGGAUUUCUGGCAAAAGAUGCUUGCAUUGGGCAAUCAAGUUGGCAAACUUUAUGUUUGGGAUUUAGAAGUAGAAGAUCCUCAUAAAGCCAAAUGUACAACACUGACUCAUCAUAAAUGUGGUGCUGCUAUUCGACAAACCAGUUUUAGCAGGGAUAGCAGCAUUCUUAUAGCUGUUUGUGAUGAUGCCAGUAUUUGGCGCUGGGAUCGACUUCGAUAAAAUACUUUUGCCUAAUCAAAAUUAGAGUGUGUUUGUUGUCUGUGUAAAAUAGAAUUAAUGUAUCUUGCUAGUAAGGGCACGUAGAGCAUUUAGAGUUGUCUUUCAGCAUUCAAUCAGGCUGAGCUGAAUGUAGUGAUGUUUACAUUGUUUACAUUCUUUGUACUGUCUUCCUGCUCAGACUCUACUGCUUUUAAUAAAAAUUUAUUUUUGUAAA